UUCGUGAAUAUGUUACGCCUGUGUAUAAUUUGUGUAAGCUUCGGCUUCAUUCAGACUGCCCCGUUUGCAUACGAGGAUCCGUUUAUACCUAACUAUGACAGUGUCGAUUACAAUGAAAUGGUUAAUAGACCAAUACGCGACCUUAUCAUGAGAAGAGAUCCAGAAAUGCUACUCAGACCUCUGGAGGUGAGAAGUAAAUCAAAUGAACGUGUAUACAGCGAGAGUGACGAAAUCAUCAGAUUGCCUCCUUCAUCAGAAGACUUCAGUGAACUGGAUUCUUUACCAAAGACAACUUAUUUUGAACAUGGAAUUCAAGCUGCACUUCCUCUGGAAUAUUUCUUGAAUACGCAGAACGUGCCAUCACCAAUCGUGUGGGACAACCAAUACUUGCCCGUUAUGGAUUCAAGUAACUACGAUGUAAAUGUACUGAAUACUGAUUUAACUGGUAACGUAGAUGCAGAACCAUACGAAAUUGAUUUGUAUCCGUUGGUGCAUACCAGUGUGUCUGCGGCCCUGAACUCCGUGCCGCCGGUAAAUAGUUUACCACCAGCCUAUGUCGCGCAAAUGGAUGACAACAUGUCAACGUUGGAGACUCGCGCUGACUACGACAUUGAUGUACUGAAUCCUGAAAAUUCUGAACUGAUGCCACCUAACUUGCGAAUUACUCGCUCGAGAAGUGAUUUUUUGGAAGAUUUAGCUCAUGAUGCGAUGAUGAAUAAUCUUCUACCGACCAUGAGUGUGCCGUUUGUACGAGGUGCUGGCAGGUCGUCGGUGGCACAGCCGGCGCAGCGGAUGGGUCCUGUGACAGCUACCUAUCCUGGGGCGAGCAAUAACUGCGCAGUGCCGAUACUAUUGCGCUGUUCUCCGAAUAUAAUUCGCGGAACAUUGUCCAAUACCUACUUAGAACAAUCGCCUCCCGUUAUGUCAGGAACGGUUUAUAGGGAAAAAGACUCCACUGGUCAUAAGACGUUGACUAAAGCAAAAAUGUAAAUCAUCAUGUUUAGUAGUAUCAAAUAACGUACCCAUAUGUUUAUGCACUGUCUGUACCCAGUAAAUAAAUGAUUGAAUGACAAA
Helicoverpa armigera (cotton bollworm) is the source of this 1074-nucleotide messenger RNA. RefSeq lists its product as uncharacterized. The transcript has a single exon. The record is from RefSeq and is a predicted model, not a curated record. NCBI's taxonomy places the organism in Eukaryota, Metazoa, Arthropoda, Insecta, Lepidoptera, Noctuidae. The annotation marks the transcript as partial.